AAAGUCAUUACGAUUAGUAUUCAAAUUGUGUAGAUACGUUUGAGUAUAUAACUGCUAUUAAAUCUCGAAAUAUACAUCAGUUGCUUCAAUCUGAGCUUCAGUGAACAUUAACUAAAAAACAAUAUACAAACAUGUCAUACAAGAUGUUUUCUAUUGGUUUAGUAUUCACCUUAGCCAGUAUGUGUUUGGCACAAACACAUACCAACUCACCAUCCCAAUAUCAAACACAAUCACUAUCUCAGUCCACUUUUCAAAACGGUCCAGCAGUUCAAACACAAACUCGUUUAGAAGAUAUCGAACGUGACUUCUCAUCAACACCUAGUUCUAAACCACAACAGUCAUUUGGAAAAACUCCACAAUCUGCUACACCUUCUUUCCAAGCUCAGCAGCAACUACAACAACCACCUAAUCAAAUCUUAGGAUAUCCUCAACCUCAAUACUAUAUUCAACCAUACCAAGGACAACAACAGCUCUUAGCUCAACAAUUCCCAACAGCAUUUGACUUCCCAGGCAUACAGUAUAUGUUUAUUAACCCUGCAGCUUUCAACACACAACAGUAUUAUGUACAAGCACCUCAACCAUCUGCUAUUCCACAAUACGUUACCAAACAAUCAUCAUCUUCUGCCUUAUUACCUUCUACUUCAUCACCUCUUAACAAAUUAGCUCCUUCAGAGUUUAAACCACAAUUCGUCGCAAAUGAUCCAGCUUUAGCCAGUUUCAAACAACAAGGACAAUUUGUUGAAGCUGCACCAAGUUUGGCUAAUUUCAAGCAACAACAAGGACAAUUUGUUGAAGCUGCACCAAGUUUGGCAAAUUUCAAGCAACAACAGGGACAAUUUGUCGAAACUGCUCCAGCUUCACAAUACGUUCAACAACCACAAGCAGCUGUUCCCCCAUCCGAAUUUGCCUUCAUUACUCAUCAUCCAACAACUCCCCAAGUUAAGAGUGUAUUAGCUCCAAACACUCAACAACAAAUCCAAUAUACAGCAAUCCCACAGCAAUAUCAACAGCCACAAUUCUACGUCAAUUUACCAUCCGUUCCACAACAACCCCAACAAUCUAUUGUGUCUUUUAACUCAGCUCCAGUAGAACAAGCACGUAUUCAACCUUCAUUGAAGAGCGAAUUUUCAUCUGGAAUUAAGUCUACUACUGCUUUGCCUACCAAAACUUCAGAAUUUGCAUAUAAAUUUGAGUCAACACCACAACAACCUCAACAAGCUAACAAUGGAGCUUAUAGCACUUUGAGAUUUUCUAAUUAAGAGAUCACAUUGCAAUACAAAAAUCUGAUGUUAUA
Molecule: messenger RNA, 1294 nt
Organism: Daktulosphaira vitifoliae (grape phylloxera)
Lineage: Eukaryota; Metazoa; Arthropoda; Insecta; Hemiptera; Phylloxeridae
Product: protein bunched, class 2/F/G isoform-like
Exons: 2
Coding region: 132-1259 (375 amino acids)
Source: RefSeq, a predicted model, not a curated record